Cyprinodon variegatus (sheepshead minnow) is the source of this 5705-nucleotide messenger RNA. RefSeq names its product solute carrier family 12 member 5-like (gene slc12a5a). Gene Ontology annotation, cellular component: membrane. NCBI's taxonomy places the organism in Eukaryota, Metazoa, Chordata, Actinopteri, Cyprinodontiformes, Cyprinodontidae. The transcript is spliced from 26 exons. Gene Ontology annotation, biological process: potassium ion homeostasis; chemical synaptic transmission; chloride transmembrane transport. The record is from RefSeq and is a predicted model, not a curated record. The coding region runs from base 205 to 3675 and encodes 1156 amino acids. Gene Ontology annotation, molecular function: potassium:chloride symporter activity.
UCGCUCCUUUACGGCUGAUCAUCUCACAAAGAGACGCUUUUUCCCAAAGCCUGACAGUCAGCUGAAAAAGAAAAAACCUCGGCUGUAACAGAAAACCAAGUAGAAGGAAGGAAGAGCGCGUUUAGAGGCUGGUAUUCUGUCCGCCUGCGUGGCCGCGCACUGGGGGAAGAACAGCCGCGGUUUAUCUCAUCAGCUACAGACACCAUGAGCCAGAGGUUCACCGUCUCCAAGAGCGACCGGCGCCCCUCUGACAUCCAGGGGGAGGUGAACCAGCUGUUUGAGGGGGAUGAGCCGUCAGCCUGCAGUGAUGCUGCGGGGGAAGCCGCUCCUGCAGAUGCAGAGGAUGUGGUUGUGGUGCUGAAAGGUGACAGUAAUCCCAAAGAGAGCAGCCCCUUCAUCAACAGCAGUGAAGCUGCAGCUGAAAAGAGUCAACAAUAUGACGGCAAGAACAUGGCCUUGUUUGAGGAGGAAAUGGACACCAGGCCCAUGGUGUCUUCCCUUCUCAGCAGCCUGGCCAACUACUCCAACCUUCCCCAAGGCUGCAAGGAGCACGAGGAGGCUGAGAACAACGAGGCAGAAUUAGCGCGCAAGAAACCCGUCAAGGCCCCCCAGCUCGGCACUCUGAUGGGCGUCUACAUGCCCUGCAUCCAGAACAUUUUCGGAGUGAUCCUGUUCCUCAGGAUGACCUGGUUGGUGGGAAUUGGAGGAGUCAUUGGGACCUUUAUCAUCGUCUUCAUGUGCUGUGCCACUACUAUGCUGACCGCCAUCUCUAUGAGUGCCAUCGCAACCAAUGGAGUAGUGCCAGCUGGUGGCUCCUACUACAUGAUUUCCCGUUCCCUGGGCCCUGAGUUCGGUGGAGCAGUUGGGAUCUGUUUCUACCUGGGAACCACCUAUGCUGGAGCUAUGUACAUCCUGGGGGCCAUCGAGCUGCUUUUGAUCUACAUAUGUCCCAAAGCAGCGAUAUUUCCCAUUGAGGGUCUGGAGGGUGCUGAGGCAGAAGCCGCCCUGCUGAAUAACAUGCGCGUGUACGGGACCAUCCUGUUGACCUCCAUGGCCACUGUCGUAUUUGUUGGCGUCAAGUAUGUGAACAAGCUGGCCCUGGUGUUUCUGGCCUGCGUCAUCCUCUCCAUUCUGGCCGUCUACGCUGGAGUCAUCAAGACCGGCAUUGAGCCGCCCGUUUUCCCUGUUUGUUUAUUGGGAAAUCGCACUUUGGUUUGGAAGAACUUUGAUGUUUGUGCCAAAACCCUUGAGACGGCUAAUGGAACAGUGACCACGCAGCUGUGGAGCAUGUUCUGUGACUCACCUUUCCUUAACGCUACCUGUGACAAAUACUUUACUGCCAACAAUGUGACGCAGAUCCAGGGCAUUCCUGGGAUUACCAGUGGAGUUUUGAAAGAUAACUUGUUUGGGAACUACUAUGAGAAGGGGGAUCUGGUUGCCAAAUAUGACCUGGAGUCAGUGGAGGACCAUGAUGACCCUCUUACCAAUUCUAACCGCUACGUUUUGGCUGAUAUCACCAGCUUCUUUACGCUGCUGGUUGGCAUCUACUUCCCAUCAGUGACAGGAAUCAUGGCCGGAUCCAACCGCUCAGGAGAUCUGCGUGAUGCUCAAAAGUCAAUCCCCAUCGGAACCAUUGCAGCCAUCACAACCACCUCCACUGUCUACAUGACCAGCGUGUUUCUGUUUGGUGCCUGCAUUGAGGGGGUGGUCCUCAGGGAUAAGUUCGGAGAGGGCGUGCAUGGGAACUUGGUCAUUGGCACGUUGGCUUGGCCGUCGCCAUGGGUGAUCGUGAUUGGCUCUUUCUUUUCCACUUGCGGGGCAGGGCUCCAGAGCCUGACGGGAGCUCCUCGUCUUCUGCAGGCCAUCGCCAAGGAUGGCAUUGUGCCCGCCCUUAGGAUCUUUGGCCAUGGAAAGGCCAAUGGAGAACCAACAUGGUCCCUCCUACUGACAGCUUGUAUCUGUGAGAGCGGCAUCCUUAUUGCCUCCCUGGAUGCUGUGGCUCCUAUCCUCUCCAUGUUCUUCCUGAUGUGCUAUAUGUUUGUGAAUCUGGCCUGUGCCCUUCAGACGCUCCUGAGGACUCCAAACUGGAGGCCCCGCUUCAAGUUCUACCACUGGGCUCUGUCCUUCCUUGGGAUGAGCUUGUGUCUGACUCUAAUGUUCCUCUGUUCCUGGUACUACGCCAUCGUGGCCAUGGGGAUUGCCGGAUCUAUCUACAAGUACAUUGAGUUCGCAGGUGCGGAGAAAGAAUGGGGUGAUGGGAUACGCGGUCUGUCUCUGAGCGCUGCACGGUACGCUCUAAUGCGCCUUGAGGAAGGCCCGCCACACACCAAGAACUGGAGACCUCAGCUGCUGGUGCUGGUCAGCACAGAUGCAGAGCAGAACGUGGAACAGCCACGUCUGCUGUCUCUCACCAACCAGCUGAAGGCAGGGAAAGGUCUCACCAUCGUCGGGACAGCUCUGGAAGGCACCUACCUGGCGAACCAUGAACAGGCUCAACGCGCAGACCAGGCACUGCGCAAAUUAAUGGAGACUGAGAAGGUGAAGGGCUUCUGUCAGGUGACUGUAUCCUCAAACCUCCGGGAUGCUUCAUCCCAUCUGCUGCAGGCCAGCGGACUGGGAGGCCUGAAACACAACGCUGUGCUGGUCUCCUGGCCACGGAACUGGAAGCAAGGAGACGAGCACCAGAAAUGGAGGAACUUUGUUGAGCUGGUCAGAGAGACUACCAUUGCCCAGCUUGCUCUACUGGUACCAAAGAACAUUGCAGCCUUUCCAUCCAAUGGUGAACGCUUCACAGAGGGUCACAUUGACGUAUGGUGGAUCGUCCACGAUGGAGGCAUGUUGAUGCUGCUGCCCUUCCUUCUCCGUCAACAUAAGGUUUGGAGGAAGUGCAAGAUGCGCAUCUUUACCGUAGCCCAGAUGGAUGACAACAGCAUUCAGAUGAAAAAGGACCUCACUACAUUCUUGUAUCACCUCCGCAUUGAUGCUAUGGUAGAAGUCGUUGAAAUGCAUGACAGCGAUAUUUCAGCGUACACAUACGAGAAGACUCUUGUGAUGGAACAACGUUCACAGAUGCUAAAACAGAUCAACCUUACCAAGACAGAGCGGGAGAGGGAGAUCCAGAGCAUCACUGACUCGUCCCGUGGAUCCAUCCGCCGUAAGAACCCGGCCGCUGUGACCACCCAGCUGAGCGUGACCGAGGAACCGCCCGCCACCAGCAAAGAGGAGAAGCCUGAAGAGGAGGUCCAGCUCAUCCAUGACAACACCACCCCAGCCAGCCCUGCCACCCCGUCCACCACACUGACGCCUGGGGAGGAGGCACAGAGUCCCGGGGAGCAGAUCCAGAGGACCUGGACGGAGAAGUGUGACGGAGAGGCAGCCAAGCCUCGUGGAGGGACCACACAAGAGGACAUCAAAGACAUCUUCAACAUGAAGCCAGAGUGGGAGAACCUGAACCAGUCUAACUUGAGGCGUAUGCACACAGCGCUCCGGUUGAAUGAAGUCAUUCUUAAGAAGUCUUCAGAGGCCAAACUAGUCCUCCUGAACAUGCCAGGGCCACCCAAGAACCGGACAGGUGACGAGAACUACAUGGAGUUCCUUGAGGUCCUUACCGAAGGUCUAAACAGGGUCCUUCUGGUCCGUGGAGGCGGCCGUGAGGUCAUCACCAUCUAUUCCUGAAAGAGCAGCCCCCUCCCCUGCUCUAUAAUCCCCUCCCUCUGUCCCAUCUCUGCCGUACUCUCACCUCUUCAUCAGUACGGCUUCAUUAUGAGGUUCUGUUUGUUUCUGUGCUGUAGUGCUCUCACCACCAACAAAUAGCCCCGCUCAGCUUCAGCGCCUCUCCCUCUGCCCUAUCCACAUCAGACAAGUGAAUCCAGAACCUUCCUAAUGCAAACUCAAUAGAAAAAUUUAACCUUUCUCGACUGGUUGAAAUCCUGUUAUAAUCCACCGUAACUCAGUCGGGAUGAGGUGUUGGUGAGUGUGGGUUCUUCGCUGAAGUGUGAAAACCCCUGCAUGUAUAAGUCUUAUUGUUUCAAUCUCUGUGUUUUUCUAUUCUUUUUGGUUUUUGUAAACACAAGAGUGGGACAGGCAUGGCCUCUGAACGGCACAAACGUUAUCUGGCCAAAAUGGGCCCGACUGUAGGAUUAGAUCUCUUUAGUUCCCUUGUGGAGGAUGUACUUUCCCCCCAGGCUGUUGUCUCGGGUGUGAGUUUUCAUGAUGGACUCUGCAGUCACAGUGAGGACCGCCGGCUGGAGGACAAAGGAGAGUACGGCUGGGAAGGAUGAACUGUGAAACUCACCUUAACCCAAGAGACUGAAAAGUGGGUCUACUCUACAGUCUUAUCUUUAACCUGCUCACUCUUUGGCAUGACAUACUCAACCACUGUGUAUUGUGUUUUUACACUCGUUUUGUUACUGUAGUCACUCUGUUUUUCCCCCUCCCAGACUUCUUCCUUCUUAUUUCUAAGUGGCUCUUUAUCUCUUAGGCCACUGUUUGUGCCAAAAACAACAACAAAAACUAAAUCCAAGGCUAGUUUGUUGAGAUUGACACGUAAUUAAACUGUGAAUAGUCUCCUAGCAGAAGGCUGGGGUGCCAGUAAAGUGGGGAGAUGGUUACAAACCCCCCCUCCACCCGCACCACCCAGAGGAGGAGGUUAUUGUCUCCAGCACCUCUCGGCCCCGUGUGUGAUCCACUGUAAAUAAUGUACAAGCUCUGAUGCGUUUAGUAUGAGUGUAGUAUUUUUGUGACUAACUGAAAAGCUUCUAAGUGGAGAGAAAAGCCUCCUUCACUUAGAAAGGUCGCUGAAAAAUGCAGUUUUAAAAAAAAUAUAUAUAUAUAUUUAUUUAUUUUAUUGUAUCUAUUUAUCGGCUCCCAUCAUUAUGGUAAAAGUUAUGGCAAACGAAAGCACCUGCACUCUUCACCACUGUGCGACAAGCGAGAUUUUGAUGCUUUAAAAAAAAAAAAAUCACUAAAUGUUAUUUUUUCAUCUAAAGAAAAUAUUUGUCACUUUGAUUGUCAGAGAUAUAUCAUCCGUUUUGCCAAAUUUUCAUACAUUAAUGUGCCAAAUUAAAGUAUUUUUCAGCGAGAUAGUGAAGAUAAAUAUAUCUAAUUCCACUAAAUCGGAACAAAGUUUGCUAAAAACAAGUGAAAACACAAUAAUCAAGAUGCUAUUUGAAAGUGGCCCUAUAGACGAUUAAAGAAUGAAUGUUCAGCCAUAGAAAAUGAAACAAAACAGAAACAUCCACUCAAUUCAAGCUAGAAAUGGUGGACAUCUAUUGGAUAGUUCUCCAUGGGACCUGAUUGAAAUAAAAAUGGGAGGACAAUGGUUUCUGUAACUUUAAAAUUCACUUUGUCCACAAGUAUGAACUCUAUGCAGUAGAUCUUCCAGUCAGAUUUUAUAUCCCUAAAAUUAGUGAAGAUUUGAGCCACGUUAGCCACCACUGAAUGACUCGAGAGAAAAUUAGAAAAAGUGCAUUUUGGCAGGAAUGUGCAAUAUAGUCGCGAAUCUGGACUCACGUGAUCAUGUUAUUUAUUUUUUUACACAUGAUAUUUUGUAUAUGUAGAUGUCGUAUGUCUCGUACAAUCCAGAAUCAUCUCACUCUGACCAAGGACUUCUGUCACUUUACUUUUAUUAUUCCUGUUUCGUUUCUUAAAAGAAAAUAUUUUUGGUCAUUUGCACUUGUAGUAGAAGUAUAAAUAUAAAUUCGUAU